Messenger RNA from Musa acuminata AAA Group (dessert banana), 726 nucleotides. Its product is annotated as E3 ubiquitin-protein ligase ATL41-like. The coding region runs from base 1 to 726 and encodes 241 amino acids. The record is from RefSeq and is a predicted model, not a curated record. The transcript has a single exon. Lineage: Eukaryota; Viridiplantae; Streptophyta; Magnoliopsida; Zingiberales; Musaceae.
AUGUCUAACAGCGUUCCCUCCCCCGAGUGGUUUGUCUACGACGAGAACAAGGACAGCUACGACCUCAACACAAGGAUUCUGGCCACCGCCGUCAUCUGCCUGACAUCCGUUGUUGUCCUCGUUGUCUUCCUCCACCUCUACGUCCGCCACGUCCUCCUCCGCCGGCAUCGCGCCAGCCUCCUCCUCCGCUUCUAUGCGAACAACCCCGCCCACGACGAUCCGGCCAACGUGGGGCUCGACCCCUCCGCCAUCGCCGCCCUCCCGACGCAUUCUUAUCGAGUCAUAAUCAAGCAAGGAGAAGGCGGCGGCGGUAGCAAAGACGACGGGAGCUGCGCGGAGUGCGCCAUUUGUUUGAGCGCCGUGGAGGAAGGGGAGACGGUGAGGACGCUGCCCAGCUGCAAGCACCUGUUCCACGUCGGCUGCAUCGACAUGUGGCUGGGCUCCCACUCCACCUGCCCGGUGUGUCGCACGGCGGUGGAGCCUCCGCCGGCCGCCACACCCGACGUCAGCGAGCCAUCCACCGUUCCACCUCCAAGAGCGGCGUCGCAGGACUCCUCGGGAGCCGCUGCGGCUGCGGCGUCCCAGGAAGGCUCCUCCUCGGGAUCCAAGGACUCGGGAUCGGCUUCCUCGCGAUUGGGUUCGUCGUUCAGGAGGAUGUUGAGUUGGGAUAGGUCAACAGGGAGAAGAGCUCAAGGGGAAGCGAUGGAAGACCUGGAGAGACAGUAA